AAACUGUAUAUCCCAUCAGCCCGCCAGCUGCGGCGCUACAAGUCCAAGUUCUCCUCCCCAGUUUUUGUUCACUUCAAAGAGACACUUGAUGGCACACACACAGUUCGAGCUUUCAAAGCUCAAGCUCGAUUCAUACGCAAAAUGAAGAAAUCGGUUGAGGAUCGAGUAAGGUUUGACUUCAUGGAGCUGGCCCUGAGGACUUGGCUAGGGAUGAAAGUCUUCACUCUGUCCCAGUUUGUGUCACUGGCUGCAGGUUUGAUCGUGGUGUGGGAUGACUCUUUCUCCCCUUCACAAGCUGGCAUGCUGCUUAGCUUUUCUUCAUGGGCACCUUGGGAAAUAGCUGAGAAAACUCCUGCAGAUGCAUGGCCACAAGAUGGGGAGAUCGUUUUUGAAGACUACAAAACUCGUUACAGAGAUGGUCUUGAUCUUGUACUGAGGGGGGUCACUUGUAGCAUUGGCGGCGGAGAGAAG
Candidula unifasciata is the source of this 471-nucleotide messenger RNA. The record is from the annotation of a GenBank genome assembly. Lineage: Eukaryota; Metazoa; Mollusca; Gastropoda; Stylommatophora; Geomitridae.